CUAUCUAUCAGUGUGUGCUGUGUUAGUUGAGUCAUCUUUAUUGCAUUCUAUGCUAUCACACAUUUAUUACUUUUGGCUCCCUUUUGCUUCAACCAUACUACUUCAUAGUAUUAUUAUUAUUAUUAUUAUUAUUUCACUCUUGGGUCAAGAAUCAUUGUAAACUUCCUACGUUGAAAAGUAAUCAGUAUAUAGUGAUUUCGCACUGCUGAUUUUUCUGUAUUAAAUUUCUUCUUAAGUUUAAUCACAACCAUCAUUGACCAGGAAUAGAAAUAAUAGCUACUACCUAAUCCUUUUUUACAUGCACUAACUAGUGUAUGCUGCUGUCAAAAUAUUCUGCUUAUGUUAGUUAAUCCCCCAACCAUCAUUGCAGCUGCAUUAAUGACCUAUGGUCCUCUCUCUCUCUCCUCUCUCUCUCUCUAAAGUGGUGGUAUUCUGCAAUAAUUCCCAACAGUCUUGACAUUGAAUAAAUGAAGAACAUGAUGUUGAUAUACCAAAUUUGGUGACCGUACAUUUAAUUUAUUUCAGUAUAUAUAUCUGUUUCGGCUUGGAGAGAGACAACACAGUAAUAGAGAAAUGGAUUCGAGAGAAAUCAAGUCACCUGAAGUUUUGCCAGAUACUCCGGCGAGUGUGGAAUCAAACACGAGCAGAUCUCAUAGGAGGAAAAGGCUCGGUUUGUAUUUCCUCGAAUCCGACGACAGACGAACAGCCCUUGGAGGUGGCUACACUAGCUGUGGAGCAACACCGGUUAACAUCCAUGGAAAGCCCAUUUCCGACUUCACCAUGUCCAAGACUGGUGGUUGGAUUGCUGCUUUCUUCAUUUUCGGGAAUGAAAUGGCAGAGAGAAUGGCUUACUUUGGACUGUCGGUGAACAUGGUGGCGUUCAUGUUCUACGUCAUGCAUCGACCUUUCGAGAGUUCGGCAAAUGCAGUCAACAAUUUCUUAGGAAUAUCACAAGCUUCCUCUGUGCUCGGUGGGUUCCUCGCCGACGCAUAUCUUGGUCGAUACUGGACAAUCGCCAUUUUCUCAACGAUCUACCUUGUGGGUCUAACAGGAAUAACCCUGUGCGGAACACUGACCAUUCUAAUGCCGAAUCAAGACAAAUGCGACCAGAUAGCACUUCUACUAGGCAACUGUGAACCUGCAAAGCCGUGGCAGAUGCUUUACCUCUACACAGUCCUGUACAUCACUGGAUUUGGAGCUGCUGGCAUUAGACCGUGCGUCUCUUCCUUUGGCGCAGACCAAUUCGACGAAAGAAGCAAAGACUACAAGGACCACCUCGACAGAUUCUUCAACUUCUUCUACCUUUCGGUCACUGUUGGAGCAAUUGUGGCAUUUACAGCAGUGGUCUACAUUCAAAUAAAACACGGAUGGGGUUCUGCAUUUGGAUCAUUAGCCAUUGCCAUGGGCAUGUCAAACUUUGUUUUCUUUCUGGGCACUCCUCUCUAUAGGCAUAGGUUGCCAGGUGGCAGCCCACUCACCCGCGUGGCACAAGUCCUCGUCGCUGCCUUUCGAAAGAGAAACGCUUCUUUCGAGAGCAGUGAAAUCGUGGGAUUGUACGAGCUUCAAGGCAAAAGAUCUGCCAUCCAGGGUAGCGCCAAGAUUUCCCACACUGAAGAUUUCAGGUGUUUGGACAAAGCGGCUCUGAAACUGAAAGAAGAUAGCCUCGAUCCAAGCCCGUGGAGGCUCUGCACAGUCACACAAGUCGAAGAAAUAAAAAUCCUUAUAAAACUCCUCCCGAUUCCAGCAUGCACAAUCAUGCUCAAUCUAAUCUUAACCGAGUAUUUGACGCUCUCAGUACAACAAGCGUACACAUUAAACACUCACAUGGGCCAUCUCAAACUUCCCGUCACAUGCAUGCCCGUUUUUCCAGGGCUCAGCAUAUUCCUUUUCCUCUCUCUCUACUACUCGGUUUUCGUUCCGUUAUCAAGAAAAAUCACAGGGCAUCCACACGGAGCAUCUCAGCUGCAAAGGGUAGGCAUCGGUUUGGCAGUUUCGAUAGUAUCUGUCGCGUGGGCUGGAGUUUUUGAGGGGUAUAGAAGACAUUACGCCAUACAACACGGGUACGAGGCUAGUUUCUUAACCCCAAUGGAAGACCUGAGUGCGUACUGGCUGUUGAUACAGUACUGCUUGAUAGGAAUAGCUGAAGUGUUCUGCAUUGUCGGUUUACUGGAAUUUCUUUACGAAGAGGCGCCAGAUGCAAUGAGAAGCAUAGGGUCCGCUUAUGCCGCCGUUGCUGGUGGUUUGGGCUGCUUUGCCGCCACUAUAUUGAACAACAUUGUCAAGUCUUUGACCGGAGAUUUGGAGAAGAGGAAACCAUCUUGGCUGUCGCAGAAUAUAAACACUGGAAGGUUUGACUAUUUCUACUGGCUGCUGACUGUGAUGAGUGUGAUCAACUUCUGUGUGUUCUUGUAUGCAGCAAAUAGGUAUCAGUACAGAAAAAAGCAGGUGACCGAGACAAGAGAACAAACAAAUGUGCAAACGACCAUAAAGGAGGGUCCUUAGUGAAUUUAAUCUACUUUGCCGCGUAGAGACGUUUUAUGUUUAGUAUUCGGUUUUGUAGUCUGAAGGUUAUAGUUCGAUUUUCAUGGUGGUUUUAGUAGCUAAUUUACGUGCCAAAAUAGAAACCUUUAUCAAUUUUCGAUGUUUAAACUAGCAUGCCAUGGGAAUGUUAUGAAAUAAAAGCAAAUGGCAUAUGAA
Molecule: messenger RNA, 2697 nt
Organism: Erythranthe guttata (spotted monkey flower)
Lineage: Eukaryota; Viridiplantae; Streptophyta; Magnoliopsida; Lamiales; Phrymaceae
Product: Major facilitator superfamily protein
Biological process (GO): oligopeptide transport; transmembrane transport
Cellular component (GO): membrane
Molecular function (GO): transmembrane transporter activity
Source: RefSeq, a predicted model, not a curated record